AUGGAUUUUAUAUGGAAUUGGAAACGAUCAUUCAGUAAACCUGUGAACAUAAUUUGUAUAAUACUCACUGUUCUGGGGUUAAUGAAAAUCUUCAACUUUCAUCAUUUUUGCAAUUUUAAUCAUUGGAAUCAAAUCGGUUUCAAAAUUGAUCCUCCCUAUCACCAAGAUGGAAUUGUCUAUGAUUAUUAUUCGAAAAAUGACCUCAAACAGUUAAAAACCAGUUAUCAGUGGAAAAUUUGGCCAUUACCUCAAGAAGUAGACCCACUUGCAAAUAAUUCUUCGAUCAUUAAAAUUGAAACUUCGCCAUUUGCUAUGUCAAAACUUCUGUUUAUUGAUGUUAUUUAUAUAAUGACUAAUUCACGCUUAACUGAACGUCAUGAUCAUCUGAAAAAAGUCUUUCAUCGCCAAGGAAUUUCAAUGGAAUCAGUAAAAUGGAGAAUGAAAUGGAAUCAAACAACAUGCAAUUCUAAUUCUACUCAUUCAUAUGUUUAUAAACAACUCAAUCUGAAAGAUAAACCUUUAGAUCAAGAACAACAACGAAGAUGUGCAAUAACGAUAGAACAUGUCGAUGUAUGGCACGAAAUUAUUGAACAGAAACUUCAAUUAGCAUUAAUUCUUGAAGACGAUGUGAUAUUUGUUCCAUUUUUUAAAGAAAAAUUAACUAGAAUGAUUUAUACAGCUAUUCGUAGUGGAGCAUUACGUAUGAAUGGAACAUGUGCAAAGAUAAAAGAUAAACGAAUGACAGAUAACGAAUGGAUAAAUCAGAAUCCAAUGAUUGUUAUUGGAACAUGUUUCAAUCUUCAUGAUCAAUAUUUUCAAAAGCAUUUAUCAGAUGCACCACCACUUUUAUCAACUCAUAAACGGGAAGUGUCGAGAUGUACUCAUGCUUAUUUAUUAACAUUAUGUUCAGCACAAGCAUUAAUUAAUCAAAUUCAAGAACAAAAGAAUGAUUUUCUACCAUCAGAUCAUAUGCAAAAUUAUUUAAUUCGUUUAUCACCUACUCUUCAGUCAUUUUGGAUGGAUCCACCAUUAGCUUAUCAAGGAAAUCAAAUUAAUGAUACCGACAAAUUAGAAACAUUCAAAGUUCAGACUUACAAAUAA
Adineta steineri is the source of this 1101-nucleotide messenger RNA. The record is from the annotation of a GenBank genome assembly. NCBI's taxonomy places the organism in Eukaryota, Metazoa, Rotifera, Eurotatoria, Adinetida, Adinetidae.